Molecule: messenger RNA, 1112 nt
Organism: Thermothielavioides terrestris NRRL 8126
Lineage: Eukaryota; Fungi; Ascomycota; Sordariomycetes; Sordariales; Chaetomiaceae
Exons: 3
Coding region: 1-933 (310 amino acids)
Source: RefSeq, a predicted model, not a curated record
AUGCAGAGAAAAGGCGGGAGAGCGCCGGCAGGCCACCUGUCGCGGCUGAAGCCGGUCGAGCACGACCCGCUGGCAGAAUACGGGUUGCCGUCAAAAGGAGAAAAGAGACUGCUCUCCCCGAAAGUGCAGGAAGCCUACUACGCCAAAAUCACAGAGCGCUACCUUGCCUUCUGCACCGCGGCCGGCGACCGCGACGAGCUGCAGAGGCAAUUUGCCCGCCUCGCCAUCACUGACCAGCGCAACCCCAAGCCGUCUUCAGCCUCCGACGACUUCUCCAACCAAGUCUACCUCUUCUCUAUCCGCCUUGGCAUCCUCGCCUCUUCCUACGAAACCUACUACCCCUCCCUCCUCUACCUCCUCCGCCGCCAACCACCCAACCCACGAUCCCGACGCCCUGGCACAUCGCCAGCACCACCAUCAUUACCACCGCCACAACAAUCACAAUCACAACCACAACCACACACCCCACACCUAACAACAGCCCCCCAACCCCGCGCCGUCCCCCUCACAACCGUCGAACAAGCCGACCUCGCCGCCUACCUCAUCCUCGACACAGCCUGCCGGCGGGGGGACCUGGCGGGCGCCUACGCGCAGCGCGCGGCGCACGGGCUGCGCGACCGGCACGUGGACGCGGUGCUGCGCGCGCUGGCGGCCGACAACUGGGCGGCGUGGCGGCGGGCGCGGCGGCAGGCGGACCUGUACCGGGCGACGCUGAUGGAGGGCGCGGAGCGGCGGGUGCGGGCGCACGCGCUGCGCGCGAUCGGGCGGGCGUACCUCACCGUCGGGGUGCGCUGGGUCGAGGGGCAGUUGGGCAUGGCCUGGGACGGGCUGCGGGAGGGGUUUGGGGUCGGCUGGGAGGUGGAGGAGGGCGGCGCGGCGGAUGGGGAGGAGGAGGGCGGGAAGGUCGUCGUUCGGCGGGUCAAGGGGAAGUGAAUGGGCAAGAAAUAAAUAAUACAGUGCCCUGGGGAGGUGGUUAGUGGGCUGUAUGUACAACAAUACCCUGCGGAAGUAUUCCGUAUUCUGCAUAUACCUAGAUCCAUGGCGUGGGUGGCUACGAGGGCGUCGGACGGCUUUAAUUUUACGAGCGGGAAUGAAUCAAUGGUUUACCGUCC